AGUCUAGGAAGCGACAGCCGAGAACGCGGCCUGCCUGCCUGCCUGCCUGCCUGCUAUAUACUCCGCCUCCGCCUCCGCUCUCGCCUCCGGUGGUUGGUUGGUUCCUCCACACCUACCAUAGCCCGACUUCCCGCUCUCCCUGUCAGCUCACCGCCCGCCCCAGAUCUCCUCUCCGCCCAAACAGAACCAAGCUUCGCAGCGCAGCGGAUCCGCCCCGCGCUUUGCCGCCGGCAACCAGCCAUGGCGACGGCCUUCGAUGCCUUCACCGACAAGAACGCCGUCUUCCGCCGCCUCAAGGCCAAGCCCGAGAACAAGAUGUGCUUCGACUGCAACGCUAAGAACCCCACCUGGGCCUCCGUCACCUACGGCAUCUUCCUCUGCCUCGACUGCUCCGCCGUCCACCGGAGCCUCGGGGUCCACAUCACCUUCGUCAGGUCAACGAACCUUGACUCAUGGACUCCUGACCAGCUGAAGAUGAUGGCUUUCGGAGGCAACAACCGGGCACAUGCUUUCUUCAAGCAGCAUGGAUGGACCGAUGGUGGAAAGGUUGAGGCAAAGUACACAUCGAGAGCUGCUGAACUGUACAGGCAGAUGCUUAACAAGGAGGUCGCUAAGAGUGCCAUGACUGAUAAUGCCCUGCCAUCCUCACCUGUCACAUCUGAGGCUUCCAAGCCAUCCGAUGAUUUCCCUGAAUUCAAGCUCCCAGAUGUGCCAGCACCACUGGCAGAGAAUCUGAAUGGGAAGCAUGAGCCCAAGUCCCCCAAAGCCGCUCCCCGUUCACCAAAAGCUGCUACUCAUCCCACCUUUGCCACUUCUGUAAAGAAGCCCAUUGGUGCAAAGAAGGUUGGAGCCAAGACUGGAGGGCUUGGUGUUCGAAAGCUUACUACAAAGCCAAAUGAAAGCCUGUAUGAGCAGAAACCAGAAGAGCCAAAACCUGCUGUACCUGCCUUGGCUGCUUCAACUACAGCAAAAGGUGGUCCAUCCUUACAUUCACGUUUUGAAUACGUGGAGAAUGUGCCAUCAGCUGAUUUGAGAACUGGCGGAUCUGGAUCUCGUGUGACUGGCCAUGUAGCCCCACCAAAAUCAUCAGACUUCUUUCAAGAGUAUGGGAUGGGUAAUGGGUUCCAAAAAAAAUCUAGCAAUGCCUCAAAAACUCAGAUUGAGGAAACUGAUGAAGCAAGGAAAAAGUUCUCUAAUGCUAAGGCAAUUUCGUCAUCUCAGUUUUUUGGUACUCAAAACAGAGAAGAGAAAGAAGCUCAACUAUCCCUUCAGAAAUUUGCGGGUUCUUCAUCCAUUUCAAGCGCUGAUCUUUUUGGUCGCAAUGAUGUGGACAAUUCUAACCUCGACCUAAGUGCUGCCGAUCUCAUCAACAGAAUAUCUUUCCAGGCUUCACAGGAUCUGUCUUCACUCAAGGAUAUAGCUGGGGAGACUGGAAAGAAGCUGACAUCUUUGGCCUCCAAUUUCAUCAGCGACCUGGACAGAAUCCUUUGAGCAGGCGAGGCCAGCAGCAUUUUUCCUACCGGCACCAGAAUAUAUCCCUUCUGGUGCAUCACCGACAGUUCAAAUCAAUUCUUGCACAGCUACAGCUAGAGGGUAGUAGAGGAUUCUUAUUAUGCUUUUGUAUUGACCAUUGUUGUGAGACUCCGUCCACAUGAAGAUAUUUUUAUUUGUUAAAACUUCACGAUGGUGAAGCAUACAAUUAUAUACAUUAAGGUUGCUUGUAUCUUGGAAGAAAAAUUCAUACUGUCUGCGUGGUAAAUGAAACCGAAGCUUAUGUGUUAUCUGUGAUGAUGAUGAA
This is a messenger RNA of Sorghum bicolor (sorghum), 1798 nucleotides long. RefSeq names its product probable ADP-ribosylation factor GTPase-activating protein AGD8. Gene Ontology annotation, biological process: COPI coating of Golgi vesicle. Gene Ontology annotation, molecular function: GTPase activator activity. Bases 241 to 1491 code for a protein of 416 amino acids. The transcript is spliced from 7 exons. The record is from RefSeq and is a predicted model, not a curated record. Lineage: Eukaryota; Viridiplantae; Streptophyta; Magnoliopsida; Poales; Poaceae.